AUAAAGGUCACUGCACCCUCCAGCCACCAGUUAGCUCUUCCUGGCUCUGGUGCUUCUGAGUGUUGGCAUGGCGCUGCGAGUGGUUCUUGUCAUUUUGAGCUUCCUGCCACUGCUGGAGGCCCAAAGCCCAGAACAUGCCAGCAUCACAGACAUCCCCAUCACCAAUGACACCCUAAGCUGGCUCUCUGGCAAAUGGUUUUACCUCGGCUCGGCUUUCCGCAACCUCGAGUUCAAACAGGCACUUCAAGAGAUACAGGCAGAAUAUUUUUACUUUACUCCCAACUUGACAGAUGACACUAUACUGCUCCAAGAGUACCAGACCACGAAGGACCGGUGUGUCUAUUUUAACUCCAGCAAGCUGGGAGUCCAGAGAGAGAAUGGGACCAUCUCCAAACAUGAUGGACCAGAAGAAUACUUUGCCCACCUGAAAGUGUUCACCAAACAUAGGGGCUUCAUCCUUACCUUUGCCCCAGAGGAUGAGACGAACCGGGGACUGUCCUUCUACGCUAACAAGACAGAUAUUGCACCUGAGCUCCUUAGAGAAUUCCAGAAAGCUGUCAAAAGUCUGGGCAUGAAUGAGUCAGAAAUCAUAUAUACUGACUGGAAAAAGGAUAUGUGCAGCCAGCAGCAGAAGCAGCCUGAGCCAGAGAAGAAGCCAGAGGAGUGACCCUUGGAAGGCAUGGGCUCAGCUCUCUGUACUCUGUGGGCUGUCCU
Phodopus roborovskii (desert hamster) is the source of this 714-nucleotide messenger RNA. It is a transcript of the gene Orm1, whose product is annotated as orosomucoid 1. Gene Ontology annotation, biological process: regulation of immune system process. The record is from RefSeq and is a predicted model, not a curated record. Lineage: Eukaryota; Metazoa; Chordata; Mammalia; Rodentia; Cricetidae. Bases 68 to 667 code for a protein of 199 amino acids. The transcript has 6 exons.